GCCGAGUUUGUGUUAGGCUCAAACAUUCACACGGCACGUCUUUCAAGAGUAGAAGCUGUUUCUAGUGUGUCAAAGAGCUGAGAUUUUGGUGUUUACGCUAUUUGAAUAAGCUGUGAAAGUUUUCCUUCAUAGUGAAUGAUGAAUUUAUGCGGGGAAUAUCCGCGCACAAGACAGGUAUUUCGAAGCUAUAGUACAAGUAAUCUUGACAUGAAAGACUAUCGAAGACCUGUACCGAUGCGGGUUUCGACUACAGAUCUUUUUGAGCAAGAAAAAGCAUGUUUAAAGAGCGAGACAGACGUGAACUCUAUUCAUAGUGUAAGGAAGCAGGAAUCCUCACAUCCAUCUAUUGAAAGAACGACCUCUGCGUUUCAACUCCAAGGAAUAUGUCAGACUAUAGAAGAACAUGAAAGUAAGCCUGAACAAACACUCAAGCACGCAAAGUCAUUCAGUACAUCAAAAUUAACAACACAGCAACAAGAACAGAAAAAAUACUCCUUCAAAAAGUUAUGUGACAGAAAGAUACCGUGCUUUAUGCCUACCCACGAGCGCUCUGAACACGAAAGCGCUUCACAAGCUAGCCGCACAAAAAAAAGCGAACAGAAAAAGAUUAAGUCUAAACCCUUGUUAUUAAGAAGUUUAAGCUCCUCGUGUUUGUCUGUAGCUGCUAAAUCGCGCCCUAAGGUGAUUAACCGAUUAUCAUGUCCGGAUAAUCUUAUUCCCUCGGACCAAAAUACACUAAGUUCUCAAGCUGAUCAAGAUCACCGGGACAAAAGGUAUGGGACAAAACCCGUGGACAAAACGCCGACCGGGGCAAGCGUUACCGCUAGACUAAAAAAUAGCUUUAAAUUCAGGCACAGCAGUGAGAUAACAAAAAGAGAUUCACGAAUUUUGGUGACCAGAUUUGAGCUUGAACUAGCAAUCACAAAAGACAUUCGACAUAAACUUGUGAGUUUUAUAAACUCUAAAAGCAUAAACUUAAACGCGAGAGAUUAUUACGGAAAAACCUUGCUUCAUACGGCUUGCAGUGUCGGAAACUACCAAUGCGCACAGAUUUUGAUAAAUGCGGGUGCAAAAGUCGGCAUUCAAGACCAGGCCGGAUUCACCCCAUUGCAUUGCGCGGUGGUGGCGAAUCACGUGCCAUGUGCCGCUGUCAUGAUCGCCGCAGGCGCAGAUGUGAUGACCAGUACGAGGACAAUGCAUACGGCUCUGACACUUGCCCAUGAGGGGGAAAUGAUUUUACUUGUUGGACGAUCUUUGCUACUUCGAGGCACGCAAAAAAAGACGGUGAAAUAUGACAAUAAAAGUUUCUCUUUAAGAGAGACAAAACUAUAAGUUCUCAUAAUACUAGUGUAUUCUAAUAAAAGUAUUAUAAAUAAACUUGUUUAAUUAUAACUCAAUUUGGAAUUUUCCAGUGAAUAACAACAUUAAAUUUGAAUAGCAAGCAAAUAUAAAUUUGACCAGUAUACUUUAUACGGCCACUGUAACAAAGUAUAAACUGAACACUGUUUGGUAUAAUGCAUUUUUAUGUAUCUGUAUUUCAUAAACUGUUGUAUUUCAUAAAUAUAUAGAAAAAUGCUCUUGUAAG
This is a messenger RNA of Paramuricea clavata, 1585 nucleotides long. The record is from the annotation of a GenBank genome assembly. Lineage: Eukaryota; Metazoa; Cnidaria; Anthozoa; Malacalcyonacea; Plexauridae.